AUGCAAAGCUAUAUAAUUGAUGUUACUGGCUUGCUCUCGAAUAUCAUUAAGACCAUGGGCUCCAUGAUCACCAUCACCAUGCGUAAGCAUCUGGCUAAAACGCUAAAUCCAGUCUUUGUCAUGCUUCACCGUCUUAAAGGUGUUUUUGAUUACCCCUUUAAUCUGAAACAAGAGGGUGAAAGUGUGACUGGUGGAUCAAGAAAAGAAAAUGUGGCUGGUGGAUCACGAAAGGAAGAACCAAAAGCUCAUGUCAAGCCUAUUGUCAAGAAGGAACCGAAAGACAAGGAAACGCUGUUCCAUGAUGAUCCAAUUAUUGAUAAUGAUAGCGAAUAA
Messenger RNA from Lactuca saligna, 333 nucleotides. Lineage: Eukaryota; Viridiplantae; Streptophyta; Magnoliopsida; Asterales; Asteraceae. The record is from the annotation of a GenBank genome assembly.